AUGUUCUACUACUGCUGCUGUCGCCAGCAGUUUGUGGUGAUCCUCGUCUGCCUGCUCUACAUCCUGCUCGUGCUCGCCUUCUUCGUCAAUGUCUUCAUCGCGGAUCGCAACAUGCACGCGAAUCUGAUGAUGAGGAACGGCCGGCACGGUGUCCAUGGCGGAGGUGUUGGAGUCGGAGUCCCUCCGCCGGCAGGCAUGCAUCCGGGUCACCACAAUCCGUACGACAUGCAUGGCUAUAACCACUACAGCAACUACCAUCCGCAAGUGGAUCCCAAGCAGCAGCAGGACAUGGCCAAGAAGACGCCACAGCAGCAGGCCGAGCAGGACAUUUACUACUAUUUCAAUCACGUAUUCAGGAGGCGACGGCGAUGAUGGGGUUCACUCUCACCCCACCAAUCAACAACACCCAAAAUCUAAAUCUUUAGUGCAUUAACUUAUACUACAUCCCCCCCCAUACAUAGUUAUAUAUAUAAAUACUAUAUAUAGACAA
Messenger RNA from Drosophila gunungcola (fruit fly), 490 nucleotides. RefSeq lists its product as uncharacterized. The record is from RefSeq and is a predicted model, not a curated record. The coding region runs from base 1 to 372 and encodes 123 amino acids. The transcript has a single exon. NCBI's taxonomy places the organism in Eukaryota, Metazoa, Arthropoda, Insecta, Diptera, Drosophilidae.